This is a messenger RNA of Eimeria maxima, 5118 nucleotides long. RefSeq lists its product as hypothetical. The transcript is spliced from 15 exons. The record is from RefSeq and is a predicted model, not a curated record. Gene Ontology annotation, cellular component: intraciliary transport particle A. Gene Ontology annotation, biological process: protein localization to cilium; intraciliary retrograde transport. Lineage: Eukaryota; Apicomplexa; Conoidasida; Eucoccidiorida; Eimeriidae. Bases 1 to 5118 code for a protein of 1705 amino acids. Gene Ontology annotation, molecular function: protein binding.
AUGGACUCGGAGGUAUGCGACCGUUUGCAGUGCAUGCUGCACUACGCGCUGCAGCAGCGUCUGCUGAGUUCCGCGUUGGGGGUCUGCAACAGGGGCUGCUUCUACGCCGACAGCAGCAAGGACAGCGGCAGCAGGAGUAGCAGCGGCAGCGGGAAUGUGUUUGUUUUGUGGCGUGCUGUAGCUACAGCCCUUGACCACAGGCCGCAGCAAGCGCUGCUGCUGCUGCGCAGCUUGGAGAGACAGCAGGCAGCAAGUAAUGGGGGAGAAAUAAAAGAGGGGACAGUUUCAUUGUGGUGUCUGCAGCAAGUGCAGCAGGCUAUUUUGCUGCUGCAGAAAGGAGACAAUCAAUACAAGGUCGACUCUUUGGUGUCCCCUGCUGCCUCACUGAAGACCAAUGCUGCUGCUGCUGCUGCAGCAGCAGCAAAGGGACAGGAGAACGACAGCAGCCUGCUGCUCGUAGCCUCAGCUCUCUCGUACCUCGGUGACUUUGUGGGGGCUUUUGCUGCCUUGCAGGCUAUGAAGACGGAGACAGAAGAAAGCUGCUGCAUAGCGGGGUGGCUGCACUUAGAAGUGCAUGCAGCACUACACAGACAGCAAGAACAGCAGCAGCAGCAACUGCCGCCGUCGCACAAUCAACAGCAGCAACAGCAGCAGCAGGAGCAGCAGCAGCAGGAGCUUGCAGCAGCAGAACGCUACUUCCAGAGGGCGCAUCAGCUGAGUCUGUUAGGGAAGAGAGGUACCCCCUCUCCCUUGUCGCUUCUUGGUGUUGCAGAGGCUUUGGGGCUGGUGGGGUCGCUGCAGUCUCGAGAACCGUGGUUUGCUGCUGCUGCUUUUCACCGUGCGCUGCUGCUGCUGUCGGUAUCUCGUUGGGAUGAAGCAGCAGCAGCAGCAGCAACAUGUGCCGCAGCUGCACCCCCAUCUUCCAGCGGCAACGGCGAGUUGCAGCAGCCUGCUGCGCUGCUGCUGUUGCUUCUGCAGCUCUGCAGCAACACACACUCACCAGCAGCUAGCUGCAGCAGCCCCAAGGAGAUACUUUGCGCAUUGUCUGCUUCUCUUAAGACAGAAGAGCCACCUGGCUUUUCGUUUUGUUUGGACGUGUCUCGAGCCCUUUGCUGCUGCUGGGGCUGUCUAUACAAUGACUGCAGCAGUGACAGCAGCAGCACCGGUAGCAGACUAGGAGAUGUUCUGGAGGCGACACUGUCUCUGCUGCAGCAGGGGAGGGCGCAGCUGCAGGCCUCCAAUGAGGCUGCUGCUGCGCCGCUGCUGCUCGAAUACACUCGAGAGACAGCGCAGCAGCUGCUGUUAUGCGGCAGGCUUGUAGAGGCGGAGCGCGACUUUGCAGCAGCAACAGCAGCAGCAGCCACACCGCAGCAGCAGCAAGCGGCUUUUGAAGGAGCAGCACUGAGCUGCCUCCUCCAGGGAAAAACCGCCGAAGCAGCGCAGCAACUAAGACUGGCUCAAGGCGUCAAUGCGGCAAACUGCAGACCCACUGCAACUCAAAUUUUGCUGCGGUGGGAGUUAGGAGGCAACUGCAGCAACUCAGCAGCAGACUGCAGCAGCAGCAGCAGCAGCAGCAGCAACGACGGGAAAAGCAACGGCAGCAACACAAAUAACACAAGCGGCAACAACAUCAUCAACGGCAACAACGGCAACAAAAACAACGACGACAGCAACACCAGCAGCAGCAGCAGCCUUGCCGAGCUGGCUGAUGGAUUGCGUGCUGCUGCAGCAACAUGGAGAUGGCAGCUGCAGCGUGCAUGCGGUUUUAAGUUAUAUGGGGCUUUAGAUGCCCCUCGAUGGACAAUUGUGUGCUCGCGGCUGCUGCAUGCAGUGUCUCUUGCUGCAUGCAACCAAGCCCCAAACAUAGACAACCCCAUUGAGCCACUAGGGUUUUGGAGGGCCACUGCACCCAUAGCUGCCGCAACAGCCGCAGAGCAGAAGCUGCUGCGGGAGUUGCUGAACCAGGUUGUUGAGAUCGCAACGACGCUGCUGCAGCACAUACCUACUCACCUUCAUGCUCAGCUGCUUCUGGUGAGGGCGCUGCUGCUUUCUGGGGACCUGCAGCGCUGCUCAGACCUGCUGAGCUCGUUAGAGAAGCAGCACCAGGGGGAGACAGCUGCUGCUCUGCUGCUGCUGCUGCAUGCGCGCUGCUGUUGCUUGGCGGAGAAGCCUCAGCAAGGCCUUGACUAUUUGCUGCUGGCCUUUCAGCAGCAGCCCCAUCUGCAGCAGACCUCCGCAUGCAUACUGUUGCAGGCUUCGCUGCAGGUGCAGCUAAACUGCAUAGAAGAAGCUGUACAGACACUUGAGCCAGCAACGGCUGACAGCUGGUGCCGGGCAUUGUCUCGUGCUAGCAGCAGCAACAACAGCAACGGCAACAGCAACAGCAGCAACACCAGCAACGGCAACAAGUGCAUGUGCGGGGAGAUUGCUGCAAGGAAUCUGCGGUGGGCUAGGAGGCUGCGGGGUGUCUCUCCACUGCCGCUGCAGUGUACAGCAGCAGACCGCCUCGAGUUGCUCCUGCUGCUGGUGCUGCUGCUCAGUCGGCAGCAGCAAACAGAUAAAGCAAAAGAGUUACUGCUAGCUGCAGCUGAAGCAUUCGAAUGCGGUGCAUGCAUCUCCAUCAGCGGCCUCUACAGCAGCAGCAGCAGCGGCAGCUGCAGCGGCAGCAGCAGCAAGGGGAGCAAGGGCUUCGAGGAGUGGGUUCAAGGCAAAAUAAUCCUUGCUGCUGCCGCGCAUGCAGCAGAAACAAAAGAGCCGCAUGCUGCGCUGCAGCUGCUGCGGCGUGUCCCUCCGGGGUCUUGCUGCAGUGCAGCAGCGUUGGUGUCAUCUGCUGAGGUGUACCGGCAGCAUCUGCAGGACUCUGCUGCUGCUGUUCGCUGCCUGCGCCGCUCGCUACAGCAGCGACAUCUCAGCAGCAGCACUGCAGCAGCAGCAGGGGAGCUGCUGCUGACGCUGCACCGACCAAGAGAUGCAGUAACAGCAUUUUGCCAAGCAAACGAACUUUGUCCCCAAGACCGGCGCCUCCUCCAUCAACUCACAACAGCAGCAGCAGCAGCACAGCCACAGACGAAUGCUGCUGAAGACACUGCUGCAAGAGCGAGAGACUAUAUCGACAGGUAUGCUGCUGCUCGUGCUGCUGCUUUUAAUGUUGCUUUUUCUGCUACUGAUACUGAUGCUUUUGAUAGUAGUGUUGCUGCUGGUGCUGAUGACGGUCGCGGUGGUGAUUCUGGGGCCUUGGUGUUGCUGCGGCGGGUGCAGCAGAAGCUGCUGUCGAUGCUAUCUGACCCCACCAGGACCCCACGCCUCUCCCUCACGCCCAGCAGCAGCAGCAGCAACAGCAGUAACAGCAGCAGCAACAACAGCAGCAACAGCAGCAACAGCAGCAGCAACAGCGGCAGCAGCAGCAAGAGGGUAGUAAUGAGCGAGAAGAAGCAGCUGUUAUGCGAGGCAUCUAAGCAGCUAGCUGCGUUGCUGUGGCAGCUAAAGAGAGAUGCUGCUGCUGCUUUAGAUGUCUGCAGCAGAGCAAUCCAGCACAGCAGCGCAGACACCGAGUUGCAUGCGCUGCGUUGCCGGGUGUCUCUGCAGCUAGGCUGCAUGCACACAGCAGAAGAAUCUCUUAAAUGUCUCCGCGAACUAGAUAGCAACAACCCCACAUUGUGCGAGCUGCAGGUACACCUGGUUGCUGCUGCGCUGCAGCGGGGACCGCAGUCUCUUGAAGAGCUGCUGCCGCAUGCGCUGCAACUCAUUAGGCAGCAGAAGGUGUCUUUUGCUGCUUUAGAAGCAGCGCUGCUGCUGCUGCGGCGGCGGGGCCUGCAGGAGGGUUACGACGAGGUCUGCUCCCUGCUGCAGCAGCAGCAGCACCACCAACAACAGCAACAGCAGCAGGAACCUGACACCACCAGGAUCCGGACGCUUGCCUACUGCGAAGCUCUCGUCCAUAAGCCAGAGAUUGCGCUGCAGCGGUUUGUUGCUGCUCAAGAGCUGCCGCUGCUGCAGCAGUUGUCUCUGCAGCAGCAGUUGGAGUUGCUGCUGCGCCCCUUUGGUGCUGCUGAAUCAGAAUGGCUGCAGCAGAGUUCAACACGCAAGCGUCUGACAACUGUUUUAUCCUGUGCAGCAGCAGCAGCAGGAAUCGAAGCAGCAGCAACAGCUGCAGCUUCUGCUGCUGCACCGCAGCUGUUACCCCAGCCCUGGGAGCAACUGGGGAUUGAGAAACUGCAGCAGAUUUUGUUGCUGCCAGCAGCGGCAUCCUCCGCCCCAGGAGAGUACGCACCACCAGAGAGAAGCAAUAGCAGCAGCAGCAACAGCAGCAGCAACAGUAGCAGCAGCAACAGCAGCAGCAGCAGCAGCAGCAAUGCUUCUGUAUUGGAAGCUGCUGAGGCGCUUCUGUCUCGAUGGGAGAAGACACAAGGAGCAGCAGCAGACACAGCAAACAAUUAUUUGCUUCAGGCGUACAGACAGGAGAUAGCAGUGCUGUCGGGGAAAAGAGCUGCAGCAGAAGCUGCGCUGCAGCAAAUGAAGCAGCUGCUGCAGGGGUUUCAGCAGCAGCAACAGCAACAGGAGCCCCUGCCGCUGCAGCCGCCGCUGCUGUUACCCCAUGUGCAUGCGCUCUUUGUUGCCGCAGAAGCCUAUGUCGUCCUCGGACAACCUGCAAAAGCCCGCUCCUUGUUGCAGCAGGCAGCAGCAGCAGCAGCACAGGCAGAGCAGGCAGCAGCAGCAGCAGCUGCAGCAGCAGCAACAGCAGCAGCAGCACCCCGCCCAGAGUUAGACCCCGUGCAGCUCGCUGAGGCAACAGCUAGAGUUCAGCUGCUGCUUGCCGAGCUGCUGCUAGGGGAUCGGCAGCAAGAGGCAGCAGCAGCAGCAGCAACAGCAGCAGCAGCAGCAAUUGGCCCCAAUUAUAAAACAUCGGAAAUCCUCGCAAAGGUCGCAGAGAAACAAAAACAAUAUGACAAAGCAGCAUCUCAUUAUAAAGAUGCCCUAAAUCAGCACCCUAGACAGCUGCAGCUGCUGCUGCGGCAGGCGCUGCUGCAGCUGCAGCAGCAGCAGCUGCUGCCUGCCCUUGCAGGCUUGCAGCAGCAGCAGCUGCUGGCAGCAGCAGCAGCUGGACUUUAUCAGAUCUAG